Leptopilina heterotoma is the source of this 462-nucleotide messenger RNA. RefSeq lists its product as uncharacterized. The record is from RefSeq and is a predicted model, not a curated record. The transcript has 3 exons. NCBI's taxonomy places the organism in Eukaryota, Metazoa, Arthropoda, Insecta, Hymenoptera, Figitidae. The coding region runs from base 70 to 462 and encodes 130 amino acids.
UAUUAAACAUUAUUAAAAGAAAAAAGUGAUUACAUUGAAACUAUUCAAAAUCAUUGGUUAUAUUUUGAAAUGGCAAAAUUUUUGAAUACAUUUUGGGCUUUUUUAUUACAUGUCCUUGGAAUUUUUGUUUUUCAAACAUGUUUUGCAAAUGAUUUGGAAGAUUGGGAUGGUAAACCACUCCUCUCUGGACCACCUUUAACCUCCUUUUUAUUUGCAUCUGCAAUUUAUAUAAUUAUUUUAAAAAUAAACCUCUUUCCAAAUACUUUUCGAAAGCCCCCGAUUGCUUUACUUUCCCUCUAUGAGUUUUUAGCAACAAUGUUUUUGUUGGAAUUCUCAUUGGCCUGUAUUUGGACACCAAUUGACGUGAUUAUCAUGAGAACUUUGCCGAAAAAAUUAAAUGAAAAAACAAGGAGUCAUAUGUUUUGUGACACACGUAAUUACUGUAAUUUGGAACCGAAUUAA